UACUUCUGGUGCACUGGUGGUCUUCUCAGACCAUAGACAAUGGCCACCGAACUAGAUGUGAGCAAGUCUCGCCGCUUCGACAUUGCCAUGUCGAGGCGAACCCGGCGAUCGACAAGCCUGGUAGCCUGCUUUCAAGAUCAGUAUACACCAUCCCUGGCACAGCAUCGCCACCAAGAGCUGAAGGCGUUUCUGCAAUGCCAGGAUGAAGAGCUGAAGGCACUCCAGCGAUGCGAGGAUGCAGAGCACAAGACACUGUGUUUGAAUGAAGACGAGGAGCUGAAGAUUCCACAAGUACCAAUGCAGUAUGAAGAUGACAAGCAAGAGACGCCAGAGCAAUAUGAAGAUGGGCAGGAGAAGGAGUCGCAGCAAUAUCCAGACCAAGAGCAGGAGAUACCAGAUUCAUGUCAAGACGAUGAGAAGACACCGAACCAGUAUCUAGACGAAGGGAAGAUGCUAGAGCAGUAUCAAGAUGAAGAUGAUGAGCUGCCAUCACAAUACCAAGACCAUGAGCUGGUGACACAGAAGCUACCUGAGGAAGAUGAGGGGACUGCAUCAGAGCGAUUCCAAGACGAGGAGAGGAAGGAACUUCAUCAGCACCAAGAGGCAGAUGAGCAGACGUCACAGUCUGAGGACGAGGAGGAGCCCAAGUCUCAGCAGGAACGCCAUGACGUCGAGCAGAAGGCACCGAAGCAAUUCCAAGUCUUGAAGAAGGUAGCCGCGCCACCACGUCCUGUGGAGAACGUGCCCCGGUUCUCCCUCCAGGAGCUUAUACGGCAGAAGCAGCAGCUUCCAACCGGCGAGGCGAUGGCUACCAGCAAGGUAGGCGGCCGUGGGGAGAGUGUCCUCGCUGACCAUAUGGUUUCAGGAGCAGGUGCAGCAGCCGCAGAGGGCACGGCACUGGCGAUGGUGAUAAAGCGACCCGAGGGAGGGAAGAAGCCCAUGGGCAUGAUACGCCGGUGCGUCAAGGCCCUGAACCAGAUGAUCAAGGCCAAGCACGGGUCCAAGAAGAACCUGCAUUUCUAGUGUUCAACAGAGUUUCUUAGUAGAUUGCACAUCUCUGAAUAAUGCACGCGCAGUUGGGGAGAACCACAAUUUUGGGCAUGGUGCAGGGUGUGAAAGAUCUGGCGAGAAACUUUUUACGCUCUGGUCUAUACUGUCUUCCUAUAGCAAUAAACUGUGGAACUUUUAAUAGCUGAAGAUCACAAA
Messenger RNA from Zea mays, 1206 nucleotides. Its product is annotated as retrotransposon-like protein 1. The record is from RefSeq and is a predicted model, not a curated record. The transcript has a single exon. Lineage: Eukaryota; Viridiplantae; Streptophyta; Magnoliopsida; Poales; Poaceae. Bases 40 to 1023 code for a protein of 327 amino acids.